Molecule: messenger RNA, 1193 nt
Organism: Oreochromis aureus
Lineage: Eukaryota; Metazoa; Chordata; Actinopteri; Cichliformes; Cichlidae
Product: claudin-4
Biological process (GO): bicellular tight junction assembly; cell adhesion
Cellular component (GO): plasma membrane; bicellular tight junction
Molecular function (GO): structural molecule activity
Source: RefSeq, a predicted model, not a curated record
UUUGUAGGUGUGUGUGUGUAUGUGUGAGAGAGAGAGUGUGCGUGUUUGUGUGAGGACACCUGAGGAUCUGAUAGCACUGUUGUUCCCACUGUUGAAGUCUUGAACGACUGAAUAAAGCUUGUUUGUGUGGGGACAAUGAAGGAAGCUAGAGAAUAAGGGCUGUGGAUAUCAGGUCUCCAGUUUCCCCCUUUGUCUGAGGACACAGAAACUCCACCCUGAAACACAGCAGCAAGCAGCUAUCUUCUCACAGUUAGACCCAGGAACAUUAGACCGGAGCAAAUCCAUCAUCAGGCAGGUGUAUCUGCAGCACAUACAAGACUGGAGUGUGGUUAAAUUUUCUGUGAAGCCAACUUUUUCUUUUUCUUAUUUCUUGAAUUUUGUGUAGAAAUCUGUUGCAGCAGCAUUUUCAUGGCUUCUCAGGGCCUCCAGAUCUUGGGUGUUUUACUGGCCUUCUUUGGUUGGCUGGGCGCCAUCAUCACCUGCAGUUUGCCCAUGUGGAGAGUCACCGCUUUCGUGGGGGCGAAUAUCGUCACUGCCCAGGUGAUCUGGGAAGGCUUGUGGAUGAGCUGCGUGGUCCAGAGCACGGGGCAAAUGCAGUGUAAGAUGUACGACUCCAUGCUGGCUCUGCCUCCGGACCUGCAGGCUGCCAGGGCCAUGGUGAUCAUCUCUGUGAUUGUUGGGAUAUUCGGCAUCCUCAUGGCUGUGAUCGGAGGAAAAUGCACCAACUGCAUGGAGGAUGACGUGGCCAAAGCUAAAACCUGCAUUGUGGCUGGAGUGAUAUUCAUAAUAACUGCCUUGCUGAUCUUGAUUCCUGUGUCAUGGUCAGCUCAUGCAGUAAUCAGCGACUUUUAUAACCCCCUAUUGGUUGAGGCAAAGAAGGAGCUUGGAUCUUCACUUUACAUAGGCUGGUGCUCUGCUGCUGUCCUGCUGCUGGGAGGUGGUCUUCUCUGCAGCAGCUGUCCCCCAAAAGAUGGUGGCAGACCCUACAUACCUGCCAAAUUCACACCUGUAAGAAGUGUAUCUUCAAAUGUUGACUAUGUUUAAGUGUCUCAGCUACAAUGCUAAUAAAAAGGCACAACAGUAUACUCGAACAAUUCUCAAGGCUGAAGGCAGUAAAAAAAACAGAUCACAUUUUACUACAUUUAAUAGGUUUCAUACAUGUCUUGAUCAUAUCUUGAUUCUUUUUUUUAGUA